Messenger RNA from Acomys russatus (golden spiny mouse), 1334 nucleotides. Its product is annotated as zinc finger protein 239-like. Lineage: Eukaryota; Metazoa; Chordata; Mammalia; Rodentia; Muridae. Bases 73 to 1077 code for a protein of 334 amino acids. The record is from RefSeq and is a predicted model, not a curated record. The transcript has a single exon.
GUACCUCUUUUUCCAGCUGAACUGAUGAGUUAAGUAGGUGGCGUUUAGGAAAACGAGCACUUCUCGCCCGCCAUGGAGCUUGCGGCGCCAGAAGUGGCUCUCGAUGGGGCGAAGCUGCUGGGGAGCCGGACAUCAAAAUCCCCGGGAGCCCCCAGGUCGCCCCUCGAUCGCGAGGCUGUGCUGCAUGAGCGCCCCCUCCUGGCGCUGCCAGAGCAACCAGCAGCCGAAGAAAAGUUGCUGGGCCAGCAGUACCUAUGUAGGUCAGGCUCUGCCCCUGAGGAAGAAACCUUUGCCAAGACCAGUGAUCCUGCAGUCCCCAAAGCUUUCAGGUGCCGGAGUUGUGGGCUAGCUGUAGCCAAGCUCUCUGACCUCAUUCACCAUCAAAGCAGCCAUGGGUGUGACCGGCCUUACAGCUGUCCAGAGUGUGACAAAAGCUUCCGGCGUGGCUCAGAUCUGGUUAAGCAUUACAGAGUGCACACUGGUGAAAAGCCAUACCCCUGCCCGGAAUGUGGCCGUUGCUUCAGCCUCAGCUCCAAUCUCACUAAACACCGGCGUUCUCACUCAGGUCUCCGGCCUCAUAAGUGCAUGGAGUGCGGAGAGGCCUUUGGCCGCAGUGCAGACCUAGCAAAGCACCAGCGGGUGCACACUGGGGAAAAGCCCUAUGCUUGUGCCGAGUGUGGUAAGGCUUUCCGGGUUAGCUCCAACCUGAUCCAGCACCAGCGUACUCACACUGGCGAGAAACCCUACCGCUGUGGACUCUGUGGCAAGAGUUUUAGCCUGAGCUCCAACCUUUUACAGCACCAGCGCUGUCACACAGGUGAGAAGCCCUACUUUUGUGCCUGGUGUGGAGACAGCUUUGGGCGCAGUUCCUAUCUGCUGGAACACCAGCGUUCACACACAGGGGAGAAGCCCUACAAUUGCUGUGAAUGUGGCAAGAACUUCACCAACAGCUCAAACUGCCUACGGCACCAGCGCACUCACAAUGGAGAGCCACCCUUCAGGUGUCUUGAAUGUGGACGUGGCUUUAGUGAGAACACCAUGUUCACUGAACACCAGCGCAUCCACUUGACCAAAUGACCUUUCUAGAAUGUGGCAAAAUCUUACACCACAGCUCCAUCAAUAUUCACACGUGGGCAAGAAACCCUAGAAGUUUCCUGUGGACAAGACCAGCAUAUGCACACAGGCCUCACAUUUGCAGCAAGUGUGCCAAGAGAGUUCCCACUUACUUCUGCAGGUGACCCACAGUAGCAAGACCUCCUUCUGCCUGUAAUGUGGCAAGGCCUUUGUCCAUAACUCUCAACCUUGUCUAGUACCAAUGGAUCUUCUAAGAUGAG